Molecule: messenger RNA, 438 nt
Organism: Adineta ricciae
Lineage: Eukaryota; Metazoa; Rotifera; Eurotatoria; Adinetida; Adinetidae
Source: the annotation of a GenBank genome assembly
AUGUCAACACUAUCAAUAGUUACAGUUAUAGUCUAUAAAAAGGCACUGAAAACUACCGAGAACCAUCAUUUCUAUUGUAGAAAAGAAACCAAUAUGAAUACAUUCACUGUUCUUUGCUUAUUCGUUUUGCUGCCCGGCUGUUUGAGCAUCACUUGCUAUGUAUGCUCGGCUGGAAUGAAUGGAUGCGAUCCGUUCAGUGCCACUGGCACAGGUGUAUCAACGACCAACUCAAGUACAAGCUGCAUGAAAGUUACUACUGGAGUUUCGUCAGGCACCUACCGAGGCGGUUUAAGUUCUUGUACAGCUGCCAGUAUUGCAGGCGUUGGCACAUUUUGCUGUUCUACAGAUUACUGCAAUGGAGCUACCAGCAAAUAUCAAGCACCAUUUCUCUUAGGCUUUGUUCUCGCUGCUCUUUUCGCCAAAUAUCGAUUUCUUUAA